CGCGCUCGACUCAACUCGCUCCGCUCGGCCAGUCAAGCGUCGCUCGGUUGCUUCUUCCUUUGCUCUCUCUGUACCUUGAAAUUGGCCCAUUCUCGACCCACGGCACCUCAUCUCAUCUAAAGCGCAGUUACGCCAUCGAAUACACACACACGCGCGACUACCCUCACGCAUUCUCUGCUCACGCCAGACUGCAAAUGACCACCGGCCGCCGACGAUCCCAUCCGGCGGCCUGAGAACCAACACUCCGUUUGAGAGAGCGACGCUGCGCUGCUGCGAACAAUGUCCCACCUCGAUCCAACACCACCGCCAUCCUCGCUCAUCUCAUCGCUCCUUUCGCCUACCGAUCUGCUACCAUCGCACGCCUGCAUCGACCACUACUCUCUGCGCCAUCUCAUCCUAUCUCGCACUGGACUGCCAGACUCACCAUCAUGGCUUCGCGCUCAGGGCUGGAAGGUCCUCCUGGGCUUCUUGGGCAACGACAAGAAGGAGUGGCCGAGAGAAGAGGCAAAGAAGAGGCAGGAAUACUAUGAGCUGCUCAGUGACUUGUUGCCAGCUACCGACGCUGAGAGCAGCUCAUCACGCGGCGCAUCCCGCUACGACGCCCUCAUCACUCAGAUCCACCUCGACCUCGUCCGAUCGCGAUUCGCCCAGUCAUUCUCCUUCUUUCGUCAACGUGUGCCACCAAGCGCUUCGUGCCCGCUAGCUCCACUGCCACCAUCUAGCGAUACGCCCGCCGUCAAGAGGCUGCCUAAGCGCAAGGCCCUACGACAACGCCUCACCGCUCUGGGUCACGUCGAGGGGCGCGACGGCGAGAGCGAAUCGCAGGACGAACCACGCAGCGAUGCUAUCCUCCGCAUCCUCUUCCUCUACGCGUUGCUCAAUCCUAGCGUAGGCUAUGUCCAGGGCAUGGUAGAAGUCGCAUCCGUGGUAGUCUGGACCAUCGGCUCAGCUACGGGACUGCCUACCGAAACGGAUUCACCCGCGGAGAGCAACACCCACUUUGAAGCAGACGCAUUCUGGUGCUUUUCGCUGCUACUCGGCGAGCUGCGAGAGCUGUGGGACUUUGAAGGGCUCGACGAUACCAGGGCAGGUCUGCGCAUACGCAAUCCUCGCCAAUCGCCCGGCGCACCCACAGCUGUCACCCUCGGCGGCAUGGCCAGAGCGCUGCGCAGUCUAGGCGGACGAUUGAGAUGGGCAGACGAGGAGCUCUGGACUCACCUCUACAACAAUGGUCUCAGCCCGUCGAUCCCCUACUACUCCUUCCGCUGGCUCGCGACGUUACUCUCCACUUCACUGCCCCUCCCCUCCGUCGUCAAGGUCUGGGACGUCAUCCUCUGCGAAGCGGGCGAGGGUAGCGCAGGGAAAUCAAGUCGCCCAUCACAUUCACAGCGCGUCGACUUCCUCCUCGACGUCAUGACCUCGCUCCUCGUCUGCCACCGCAACAGCCUCCUCGAUUUGGUCAAGGCCGCGCAGGUAAAGGCGCAGCAGGAAGCUGAAGAGGGCGAUGUGGAGCGAUUUGCCUCGGAGGAAAUAUUUUCGAGCUGCAUGAGCUUCCUUCAAGAUCUCCCUGACCGAGAUGACGAUAUUGGACCGGUGCUAGAGAUGGCCAGCAUGCUGAGGCAGAAGCGCAUCGCAUCUGCCUUGACAGGCGAAGACGCGCCACCAGACGACGAAGAGGAGAUGAUCACGAGCAGCGAGACGAUGGGGCAGAGGACUUUCGGUGCAUUCAGUCGCUUAGCCAGUGGCAGCAACAGUGCCCCACCGACGUCAUCUACAAAGGGCGGCUGGCUUCGCAGCGUAUCAGGGACCCGUGACUCCCAAGCUGCGACACGCCAGGCAUCUGUGCCACCGUCCUCACUCUUGCACCGCUUCCAGGCCAGCGACGCUGCAGCAGAGCUCAGCAAAGUCGGCUCCAAUUGGCAAGCGUGCGCAAUGGACAAGUGGUCGCAAGCACGCCGCAGCGCCAGCGAGUCAGUCGCUCCGCCACAACCUCCGAGCCCCAGUGCUAGUACGACGAGUGCUAGCAGCAGCGCCAUUCAGUCGACCAUCUCCAGCCGCCUUGCCUCGCUAAGCUCAGCCGGCGCUGCAUGGAUGCGAGGCAAUGGAGCAACGACAAAGGACCGAGCCUUCUCCACCUCAUCGACGCCACGCUAUCAGCAUCCUGCCGUCUUGCAGUGGAGCCAAGAUACCGAUCGAAGCGCAGGCAACGGCGAGGGGUUGCCCAAUUUCCCACUGCCUGACGUCAUGGACUCGCCAGAUGGAAGGACAGAGUACGCCUACGUGAGGCCGGCGAGCAUGAUGAUGGCCGGGCUGGGCUUUGGUAGCAUGGGAGGAGUCAGCCCGGUGCAUGAUCGCACACAACGUCGUGGGGUAGCGAGCAUACCAGAGGAGUGGCGCUUUCCAACGAGCGCAGGGUCGCGAAGCAGCGAUCGCUCCCCAAGCAUAUCGGCUGUUGCGACUAUGACGUCCUCCUCUAUGUCAUCAUCCGCGAGCUCGACGGGAUCUGCAGCGGGCAACGGCACGCCGAGGGGGGCUGGACCCAAGCCUCUUCUUCUCGCUGGCUCAGCUCGCGCAGCCGUCUCGACCAAUGGUAAUGAGGAAGCGCAUCACACUCCACCGCCACCCUCCAAGAUCGUCAGGAAUGGACCGCUAGCAGGUAGCGGAUCCCCCUACACGCCUCGCGGUCAGAUCGGCAUAGGCGCUCGUCGCCCGCACCGCCCGCGCAUUGGCGACUCUUCCAUCGACUCUGGCCGGCCUGACGAAAGCGUCGAUGGCGACUCGAGCAUUGUCGAUCUGCUGGCCACGCCGGGCAAGACACACAAGAGUCUUGAGGACGGCAGCAGCGAGCGCGGCGAUGCUGACGAUCAUGGGCCGCAGCGUAACACGCCCACAGUCACGCAAGACGGCCGCACAGACACUGCACCUACCUUGGCUACGUCAACGUCACUUCAAGCCGCAUUGCAAACCGAGGGCGUCUUGCCUAAGUUGCCUAGCUUGAGAGCAGCAGGUGAGACGGCUCCAGCCCCUGGGCGUGCCCUGCGAGGCGAGAAUGGCACGACUGCCCCUCGCACCGCCUCCGCUACGCCAGGGACAGUCACUGCCGGUGCCUUUGGGCGACCGUCGAAAGACGUCGAGGAGGCGCCCGAUGUGAGCGCAGUUGUUGAAAGCGACCGUCGCCAACUGCAACGACCGGCCUUCGGGUCCAUCUCGUCUAGCUCAGAUGUGCCUCUCGUGCCGACCGAAGGUAGAAGCGUACUGCGACGUCCCAUGGCCGCCUCGACAACGACAGCUCCCUCUUCGCACCGCCGCAGAUCAUCGCAGUUCUCGCAGAUCAACGAAAGCACCCCCGGCUCUCCGACUCUUGAGAGUGGUGUCCUCUCUAGCGGCAGUGCACGCAGUACUGCAUCAAGGCACGCAGCAAGACGAGCUGCGCGUCGCACAUCUGGGCUAGGGGAAGUCGUAACAUCUUCGAGCGGCGCAGAGGCUGAUCCCUCCCCAACAAGCAUCGACACCUCACCGCGCCCCGACGGAGACGAAGGGCCACGACACCGCGACGAGGCGAUCACCCCAAUCAUGCCCGCCGAGCGCAAGAUCUACACCCUCGUCGACGAGCCCGUCUCCCUCGUCGAGCCAAACAUCCAGCCCACUCAAUUGCACGAUCCACCGGCACCUCCCCCGCCUCUGCUCAAUCGCGCAUCAGUUUCAUCUGUGCGCUCGUCUUCCUCGUCCAACUCAGCGGGCGCGAGUGCGGGUAGCGGAGGCGCGGGUGGCAGUGGCCCGAUAGUCAGGUCGAAGCGCUCCUUCAAGACGGGCGCAAAGAAGACACGAGCCCAAUCCGGCUCGGUGGUGCGCUCCCCCUUGACGCGCGAGGAUCCCCGGCACACGGCACAAGCUGAAGCGCGACGAGAGUCGGCGAGGCUCGACGGAGGAUUCGAGGAGGCGGCGACGACGACGACGACGGAUUCGCUUGCCAGUGCGCGGACGACGGCCGAGUCGCUGCCGUCUUCCUCGCCUCCCUCGUCCGUCGUUUCUUCACCCUUUGCUCGCGGAGGGAACUUGCCCCCUCUGGACGCACAGCUGCACGCCAUGGAUUUGGGCAGCCACCCAGUCAGCGAGGACGAGCGACCCAUCGACGAGCUGCCCACGUCUGCUGCUCACUUCGAUGACGAUGAGAUCGAACACGGGCACGGGCACGGGCACGCGCCCGAGGACGGGGAACACGAUGCGGCGUACGAGUACUACGAGUACUUUGGCGAUGAGCAUCACCCGUCAGCGCAGCAGCAAGGCUUGGCCGUCAAUGGCGGCGGCGGCGGCGGAUUCAACGAUGGGGAGGAGAGCGAAGAGGAGGAGGAGGAGGGCGACGACGGCAUGGCUGCCAUUGGGAGCGCGAUGAGGAAGUUCUCUGCGGGCAUGCAAGGCGGAGGUGGGGCCAAUGACAUCUUGGAAGGCAGGAGGGACAGUGCAGGUGGCAUUAAGUUUUAAAGUCACGGCGGCGCAAGCCUUCACGUCACCCUUCUCCCAGCGCCCAUCCUGCUACGACGCUGAUGCCGAACAUGAAGACUUGCAGCAGAUUCGCCAUGACGAAAUGCGUGAUGCUCUGCCCGA
Messenger RNA from Jaminaea rosea, 4605 nucleotides. RefSeq lists its product as hypothetical. Bases 280 to 4482 code for a protein of 1400 amino acids. The transcript has 2 exons. Gene Ontology annotation, molecular function: GTPase activator activity. NCBI's taxonomy places the organism in Eukaryota, Fungi, Basidiomycota, Exobasidiomycetes, Microstromatales. Gene Ontology annotation, biological process: intracellular protein transport; activation of GTPase activity. The record is from RefSeq and is a predicted model, not a curated record.